AUGAAACUAGCUGAUGAUGCUGUUUUCAGAGAUGACAUCUCAUCAGCAGUUCUCUACGCGAUGGACAUCUUUACGGGUAAAGUGAUAAAUAAGUCGAAUCGAGUCGAUUUACGACGUAAGGUUUCGACGUAUUUGCCAACUCUUAUCGAUCGUCUUCUUUCGCUGACGACUGCUGGCCUUGAGAAUGGCAAAGUGAUGCAUCUUGUCGACCAUUAUCGGGUAUUUUUGCCAUUAUUCGCCCAAAAAAAUCUCCUAACUUGA
Molecule: messenger RNA, 261 nt
Organism: Anisakis simplex (herring worm)
Lineage: Eukaryota; Metazoa; Nematoda; Chromadorea; Rhabditida; Anisakidae
Source: the annotation of a GenBank genome assembly